AUGGCAGGAGAUGCAAUCUCGAGUGGAAUCCCACAAAACCCAUGCCAGGAUUCCAACCCUCCACCAGCGAAAAAGAAGAGGAACCUCCCAGGAACACCAGGCAAGGACUGCAUCUCCCCCCCCUCCCUCUCUCUCUCUCUCUCUCUCUCUCUCUCUCUCUUUGUCUCUGUUCGAUAGAUGAAGUAUGAUUUCCAUUUACUUGUUUAUAAAUGUUUCUUCGUGUGGUCUUGCUGCAGAUCCUGAAGCAGAGGUCAUCGCCUUGUCGCCGAAGACCCUUCUGGCUACUAAUCGGUUCCUCUGCGAGAUAUGCGGUAAGGGGUUCCAGAGAGACCAAAACCUUCAGUUGCAUCGCAGGGGGCACAACCUCCCAUGGAAGCUGAAGCAGAGGAGCACAAAGGAGCCGAGGAAGCGGGUCUACGUCUGCCCGGAGAAGAGCUGCGUCCAUCACCACCCCUCGAGGGCUCUCGGCGACCUCACCGGAAUCAAGAAGCACUUCUGCCGGAAGCACGGGGAGAAGAAAUGGAAGUGCGACAAGUGCUCCAAGAGGUACGCCGUGCAGUCAGAUUGGAAGGCGCACAUGAAGACGUGUGGGACUAGGGAGUACCGGUGCGAUUGUGGCACGCUCUUCUCCAGGUAUGUUCACUACUGCAGCUUAUUUCUCUGUCUCUCCGCCUCUCUUGGUAGUCUACAUCGUUAACUCUCUUCCAAGUCUCCCUCUCUGUCUGUCUGUCUGUCUGUCUAUAUACUAGUCUCUUCCCCCAUCGACCGCGUAGUUAGUGAUUUCCGUCGUCAUCAAAUGCCGAUCGAAUCAGUAUGAUCACAACUCAACUCUGUCAACGGUUCCAUGAACAGGAGAGACAGUUUCAUAACCCACAGGGCCUUCUGCGAUGCCCUAGCCGAGGAGACUGCCCGACUCUGCGCGGCGUCGUCCAGCGUCAGCUGCGUUACCACUGCCGCCAACGGCGGCGCAGUCAGCUGCCAACUCCCCGGAGGAUCCAUGAGGUCAAGUCUGGUGCAACAUAUCUCCUCCGCCUUUAACAAGCCCGGCCAGGGCUUCAGCAACGCCACAGCCUUCUCAGAUCUCCAAUCCCUCGGAGCCAACUUCUUCGGCGAUUCAUUUCCCACGCGCGCAAAUCCUCAUCAACUGGAUUACCAGUUGAGCUGUAUCUACGGCAACAAGGCUGGACCAUCUCCCACCUCAGUUGAUCUAACAAGCACCUCCUUCCCCACCACCAGCGACAUGAAGGAGACCGCUAUCUCUCACCAUCUCCUCGCGAGCGUUCCAUCCCUCUACAGCACGCAGCACCAGCAGCCCUCUGCACCGCCACCGGACAUGUCGGCGACGGCGCUCUUGCAGAAGGCGGCGCAAAUUGGAGUCGCGCCGAUCGAACCGCCAUUUCUGUGGAGCUUGUAUUCGAAGAGUGGCGGCGGAGGGAUUCAAGUUGAAGACAGCAACAAGUUUGAGAACUUGUUCUCUCUGAACCCAACGGGAUUGAGUGAUAUCCCCGUUCUGAACCAGCUUCAAGGUUUCUCCACGGAGUACCCUCUACCCCAGAAGGAUGAGCUAGGAGGUCAGACAAGAGACUUCUUGGGAGUCAACGUCCAGGCAGUCUGCCCACCUUCAAUCCAUGGAUGGAUCUGA
Spirodela intermedia is the source of this 1642-nucleotide messenger RNA. The record is from the annotation of a GenBank genome assembly. NCBI's taxonomy places the organism in Eukaryota, Viridiplantae, Streptophyta, Magnoliopsida, Alismatales, Araceae.